UGAGCCGAGAAUGGUAACUUGUGUCGGCACGGGAGCCCUCACAUCAGUGGCGUGCUUCAUGGAGUUAUGCGCCUCGCGUUGUCCUCUGAAUUGCCAUCAUGGAUUGCAAGACCCCAAUGCUUUAUCUUUUCGUCUUCACCCUUAUUUUCCGCGCCGAACUCAGCAUUUAUCCUUCCAAUGAAGUUAACCUGUUGGAUUCCAAAGCAAGCCAGGGGGAGCUGGGAUGGAUAUCAUAUCCAUCACAUGGGUGGGAGGAGAUCAGUGGGGUGGACGAGCACUACACUCCUAUCAGGACCUUCCAGGUGUGCAAUGUCAUGGAGUACAGCCAAAACAACUGGCUGAGGACCAAUUGGAUCCCUCGUAAUUCUGCCCAAAAGAUCUAUGUGGAACUCAAGUUCACUCUGAGAGACUGCAACAGUAUCCCUCUGGUGCUGGGGACCUGCAAAGAGACUUUCAAUUUGCACUACCUGGAGACUGAUGAAGACCAGGGCAGUAAGUUCCGGGAACACCAGUUCUCUAAAAUAGACACCAUCGCAGCUGAUGAGAGUUUCACUCAAAUGGACCUGGGUGAUCGCAUCCUUAAGCUCAACACAGAAGUGCGAGAGGUGGGUCCUAUGACCAAGAAAGGCUUUUACCUGGCCUUCCAGGAUGUGGGGGCCUGUGUAGCUCUGGUGUCAGUGCGGGUGUACUUUAAAAAGUGCCCUUUCACAGUGAGAAAUCUGGCCAUGUUCCCAGACACUGUGCCAAUGGACACUCAGUCAUUAGUAGAGGUGAGGGGCUCCUGCGUGAACAACUCCAAGGAAGAGGACCCACCAAAAAUGUACUGCAGCACAGAGGGAGAAUGGCUGGUGCCUAUUGGGAAAUGUCUGUGCAACACUGGUUAUGAGGAUCGAGGAGUCACCUGCCAAGCCUGCCGGCCUGGCUUUUAUAAGGCGUUGCCUGGAAAUGCCAAGUGUUCCAAGUGUCCCCCGCACAGUUACACACACCAGGAGGGCGCUGUGCACUGCAGGUGUGAGAAGAACUACUUCCGCGCAGAAGGAGACCCAAUCUCAAUGGCCUGCACACGUCCUCCCUCGGCCCCUCGAAACGUGAUCUCGGUCAUUAACGAGACGUCAGUGAUCCUGGACUGGAGCUGGCCAGCAGACACGGGUGGCCGGAAGGACACGACAUUUAACGUUGUGUGCAAGCGCUGCUCAACCGGAUCCAAGCGGUGUGAGCCCUGCAGAGGCACUGUGCGCUUCCUGCCGCGUGCCUCAGGCCUCACCAACACCACGGUGACCGUGGCAGACCUGUUGGCUCACACCAACUACACCUUUGAGAUCGAGGCGCAGAAUGGAGUCUCCUCUCUGGCCCCAGCACUGUGCCAGUACGCUGCUGUCACCAUAACUACCAAUCAAGCAGCUCCAUCCGCUGUCACGGUCAUCAGGAAGGACAGAACAUCCCGGAACAGCAUCUCACUAUCCUGGCUGGAGCCGGAAAGACCCAAUGGGAUCAUCCUGGACUACGAGGUCAAGUACUAUGAGAAGCAGGAACAAGAGACCAGCUACACCAUCCUCAGAUCCAAGGGCACGAAUGUAACUCUGAAUGGACUGAAACCUGACACCAGUUACCUGGUGCAGAUCAGAGCACGAACUGCCGCAGGAUACGGCAGCACCAGCCGCAAGUUUGAGUUUGAGACCAGCCCUGACUCUUUCUCGAUCUCCAGCGAGAACAGUCAGGUGGUGCUGAUUGCCAUCUCCUCUGCUGUGGCCAUCAUCCUCCUCACAGUGGUGCUCUACAUUGUGAUUGGCAGGUUGUGUGGCUAUAGCAAAUCCAAACAUCCAGAUGAAAAGCGACUUCACUUCGGCAAUGGCCAUUUGCGACUGCCCGGUAUCAGGACAUACGUGGAUCCUCAUACAUAUGAGGACCCCAGCCAAGCAGUGCAUGAAUUUGCCAAAGAGCUGGAUGCAUCUUGCAUUGCCAUUGACAAAGUAGUUGGUGCAGGUGAAUUUGGGGAGGUGUGCAGUGGUCGCCUCAGACUGCCAUCCAAGAAAGAGAUCUGUGUGGCAAUCAAGACACUGAAAGUGGGAUAUACAGAGAAGCAGCGGCGAGAUUUCCUGAGUGAGGCAAGCAUCAUGGGACAGUUCGACCACCCCAACAUCAUUAGGCUGGAGGGCGUGGUCACACGCAGUAAGCCUGUGAUGAUAGUGACAGAGUACAUGGAAAAUGGCUCUCUGGACGGCUUCCUGCGAAAACAUGAUGCUCAGUUCACAGUGAUUCAGCUGGUCGGUAUGCUGCGUGGUAUAGCGUCUGGUAUGAAGUACCUUUCAGACAUGGGAUACGUGCACAGAGACCUGGCUGCCCGUAACAUCUUGGUCAACAGCAACCUGGUGUGUAAAGUCUCAGAUUUUGGGCUGUCCAGAGUGCUUGAGGAUGACCCUGAGGCCGCCUACACAACAAGAGGUGGCAAGAUACCAAUCAGGUGGACCGCACCGGAGGCCAUAGCGUAUCGCAAAUUCACCUCAGCUAGCGACGUGUGGAGCUAUGGCAUUGUGCUCUGGGAGGUCAUGUCUUAUGGAGAGAGACCUUACUGGGAGAUGUCCAAUCAGGAUGUGAUCAAAGCGGUAGAUGAGGGCUACCGUCUUCCUCCACCCAUGGACUGCCCUGCCGCUCUGUACCAGCUAAUGCUGGACUGCUGGCAGAAGGACCGGAACAACCGGCCCAGGUUUGAGCAGAUCGUCAGCAUCCUGGACAAGCUCAUCCGUAACCCUAGCACUCUGAAGAUCACAGCCAACACUGCCUCCAGGCCGGUGAACCUGCUUCUGGACCGAAACAGCACAGACAUGGCUUCAUUCAGUACCAUGGGGGACUGGUUGGAGAGUGUGCGGACGCUGCCCUGUAAAGAGGCCUUUUCUGGGAUCAGCUACAGCUCAUGCGAUACGUUACCCAAGACCUCCGCAGAAAUCUGCCUGGCCGAGGUCAGGCCUGCAGCCACUUGUCCUGAGUGGGAGCUGUCCAUGGGGAUUACCACCCUUUAGACCUUACAGACUCUGGAUGGGACUUCAAGAAGGUUGGAGUAGCGAUCGUUGGACCUCAGAAGAAGGUUGUGAGCAGCAUCAAAGCACUUGAAACACACACUAAGAACGUCCCAGUUCCCGUGUAAAAAAAAAAAAAACGUAUAGUAAUAAAUAGGUUAAAAAGAGAGAGACAAGAAGUAAAGAAGGAAUGUUACACAGAGGAGACCACCGCUGCUUUUGGCUUUAAUAGAAAGGAAUCAUGUAUUAGGCAAAAUGAGGAAAUAGAAACUGCAAUGUUAAGAUGUCUGCGCAUAGCAGAGCAAUGUACCUGCAGAAUGGCUGUGUCUUCCCAGGGUCCACUCCUGUGCUCGGACAGAGAGAGUGCCUCCUGUACUAUUGAUGUGUUGCCUUAUGUAAAGAGAAAGGAGAAGCAUGGGUGUGGGACCCCUCUGCUGGCUUCAGGUCCUUGAGUACCUGAGUACUGGCUCAGGAUGUCUGUGUGCUGUCUCGGGCUCCUGCCACAUUACUGCUCACCAUGGCUCUCUAACACAGCAGAGCAUCAUAUGGAGAGCAGGGUGGUGCUGUCAUGAGCCAGGCCAGUCUCCCGCAAGCAGAUAAAACCGAACGCUCUUAUGACAGGGUAAAGCGCCCUUAGUGCAAACACUGCGAACGCAACGGCUCGUGUUUUUGGAAGAGAACUCAGGCUUAAGGCCUCUUCCAUCUCCACGCCUCACUGGUUUUUUGUGCUCACAGUAUUCCUGUUGAUUUCUGAACAACAUUCAGAGCUCACAAACAGAAAUAUUAUGAAAUAAUAUUUUAUCUUACUAUUUUUGGAACAUGGUCAGGCAUACAGGUAGAAUCUGUAUAUGUCCUGGUAGAUCAGUGUGAGAGUAGUUCAGAAGAUUCACACUCUAGAGACAUAUUGGAAGCAUUAGAUACAACAGGUUGGGUGAAGGACCUCGGUGGAGAGCAUAGCCUCUCAUUUCCUGCAGCUGAAGAUCCAAGGGUAAAAGUGCUUCAGGAACAAUGUCAGGAAAUGUAUCAUUAUUGAAAAAGCUCAGGAUGCACAGCCCAUGGUCAGUCUUCAAACGCAAAAUUAAACGGAGGGAAUACCAUGCAACCGACUACUUCAGACUAAUGCUCUGUGCCAUUUGACCAUGAUUUGUGCUUGUCUGCAAACUGAAACAGAGACCCUCACUAGAGGGAGAGGAUGCACAUGUCAUUAUAUUUAAAUAACUGGCAUUGGCAAUUUUUUUUUCAACAUUUCCAUAAUGCAUCUUGAUAAAGCUUAUCCAUAUGACGAAAUAAAAGGUUACCCAAUCAGACAGUGCUUUUCUCUAUAUUGCACCAUUUUAUAAAGGAAUAUCUUCGCUCUUCCUCUUCUUCCCUUCAAUAAGCCUGUAAAUGUUGCUGCUCUCUUAACUAUUAGCAUGUACAUAUGUAAACAGGGCCUGUAACAAGCAAUGAUGAAUCUAGCGGUAUUGUCGAUUAUCUGGCCAUCCCUUUGUACAAAUGUUUGUAUGUAUAAAAGAAUGAAAGAAAAAUCUGUGCAAACUUUAAAAGAGCAAAAACUCUUUUGUAUUAUAUUUUAUGUUAUUUUGUAUCAUAUUUGUUUUUUACAUUAAAAAAACAACAGUAAUGACCUAUUUAUUUGAUAACAAACCGUAUAGCGUGCCAAUUUGAAUGUUUUUGUUUGUAGCAUAGUGUAAGUUAUGACAUGGUUAUGUGAUGGCAUUAUUAGUGUUUUGUAUUUUACUUUAGGAAACAUGACUUCUAAAGAGCAAUACUGUCUCCCCGUCCCCUGUCCAACUCUGUUUAGACUGGUGUGUGCGUGUGGGUGUGUGGGUGUGCAAAUGUAGAUGGCCUUGUCUACUAAUGUAAAAUGAUUUGUAGUGGAAACUUUAUAUUUUUAUAAUAAACUGUCUGAAAAUAUUUUCUAAAGAAUCAGUGCAGAGUGGAUUGCAUGUUAGUCGAGUUCUUUGACCGAUCUUCCUGUGUGUGCGUGUGUGUGUGUGAGAGAGAGAGAGAGAG
Electrophorus electricus (electric eel) is the source of this 5027-nucleotide messenger RNA. RefSeq names its product eph receptor A3 (gene epha3). NCBI's taxonomy places the organism in Eukaryota, Metazoa, Chordata, Actinopteri, Gymnotiformes, Gymnotidae. Gene Ontology annotation, cellular component: dendrite; plasma membrane. Gene Ontology annotation, biological process: protein phosphorylation; axon guidance; ephrin receptor signaling pathway. Gene Ontology annotation, molecular function: transmembrane-ephrin receptor activity; ATP binding; protein binding. The record is from RefSeq and is a predicted model, not a curated record.